Messenger RNA from Tupaia belangeri chinensis (Chinese tree shrew), 1738 nucleotides. It is a transcript of the gene CNOT7, whose product is annotated as CCR4-NOT transcription complex subunit 7. The record is from RefSeq and is a predicted model, not a curated record. Gene Ontology annotation, molecular function: nucleic acid binding; poly(A)-specific ribonuclease activity. Gene Ontology annotation, cellular component: CCR4-NOT complex. Lineage: Eukaryota; Metazoa; Chordata; Mammalia; Scandentia; Tupaiidae. The transcript has 7 exons. The coding region runs from base 183 to 1040 and encodes 285 amino acids.
GCCGCCGCCGCUGCCGCCACCGCCACCGCCGCAGGGUGCUGUCUCUAUGGCGAGGAGGAGGAUGAGGAGCGCGAGCUCAGCAACACAAGUACAUAAGUAAAGGAUAAAGUAUUUUAUGAAGCACAUCUUCAAUCAAGUAUCACAUUUGAUGCUUGGCAUCUAGACUCCCUUGUGCCCUCACUAUGCCAGCAGCAACUGUAGAUCAUAGCCAAAGAAUUUGUGAAGUUUGGGCUUGCAACCUGGAUGAAGAGAUGAAGAAAAUUCGUCAAGUUAUCCGAAAAUAUAAUUACGUUGCUAUGGACACCGAGUUUCCAGGUGUGGUUGCAAGACCCAUUGGAGAAUUCAGAAGCAAUGCCGACUAUCAGUACCAACUGUUGCGGUGUAACGUAGACUUGUUAAAGAUAAUUCAGCUAGGACUGACGUUUAUGAAUGAGCAAGGGGAGUACCCUCCAGGAACUUCAACUUGGCAGUUUAAUUUUAAAUUUAAUUUGACGGAAGACAUGUAUGCCCAGGACUCCAUAGAGCUGCUAACAACAUCUGGUAUCCAGUUUAAAAAACAUGAGGAAGAAGGAAUUGAGACCCAGUACUUUGCAGAACUUCUUAUGACGUCAGGAGUGGUCCUCUGUGAAGGGGUCAAAUGGUUAUCAUUUCAUAGUGGUUAUGACUUUGGCUAUUUAAUCAAAAUCCUGACCAACUCUAACUUGCCUGAAGAAGAACUCGACUUCUUUGAGAUCCUUCGGUUGUUUUUUCCUGUCAUUUAUGAUGUGAAGUACCUCAUGAAGAGCUGCAAAAAUCUCAAAGGUGGAUUACAGGAAGUUGCUGAACAGUUAGAGCUGGAACGGAUAGGACCACAACAUCAGGCAGGAUCUGAUUCAUUGCUCACAGGAAUGGCCUUUUUCAAAAUGAGAGAAAUGUUCUUUGAAGAUCAUAUUGAUGAUGCCAAAUAUUGUGGUCAUUUGUAUGGCCUUGGUUCUGGUUCAUCCUAUGUCCAGAAUGGCACAGGGAAUGCAUAUGAAGAGGAAGCCAACAAGCAGUCAUGACAUGAACUAGUCCUUUCACUUUUAUUUUAUUCGAGCUACACACAUGCUUGUACAUAGGUUUUAUCUCUGGUUGACUCCCUUGAACAAUAGACAAUACCUUUUUUCCCCCUUUCAUAGCCUGUUUUAUUUUCUGCUUUUCAGUACUAAGUAUGACUGUUCUAUUUUCAGAUUUUAAUAAAUAGAAACACAUUCAGGUUAAAUUUGGCCUUAAUUUAAUAUACUUGUUAGCAAGCGUGUGUGACAGAGAGUGGGGAAAGCUGCUUCAUAUUGAAUAUUUUGAUAAACUUCACCUACUUGCGCUUGGUUUGUUUUCCCCCUUUCCUAAAUUAACUAGCACUGACUGUAAUUUAUUUCCCUGUGUCAUGUCUCUUUCUUCCAUUCUACAGGAGUUUUAGCUAUUCAAGAUUGUGGACCAUCAAUUUUGCACUUUAAAGAGUGAUUCUGACUCAAAUCCUCUGUUUUAUCAGAAAUUUGGUUUUUCUUGCUCUUAGCUGGGAAAAAUGACCAUCUGCCAACUUUAUACAGUAUUUGCUUGUUUUUGACCCACACAAUAUCGCACAUUAAUUGUGCAAACUGUCGAUUCAGCAAGACUAACAGAAAAAGACAAGAAACUACUGAGGAGCUUAGUAACUGCUGUUUCUGUCUGUAGUGUUUAAUCUUCCAAGCACAUCUAGUGUCUGUCAGUUUCUAAUUGGCAU